This is a messenger RNA of Dichotomopilus funicola, 957 nucleotides long. RefSeq names its product Trans-aconitate 2-methyltransferase. The record is from RefSeq and is a predicted model, not a curated record. The coding region runs from base 1 to 957 and encodes 318 amino acids. The transcript is spliced from 9 exons. NCBI's taxonomy places the organism in Eukaryota, Fungi, Ascomycota, Sordariomycetes, Sordariales, Chaetomiaceae. Gene Ontology annotation, molecular function: methyltransferase activity.
AUGAUGCACCCACAAGAUGCGGAGAACCUGAUUCAGGCGGACGACACAUGGGACGAGGACGAGGGCGCCGAUGUCGCGAGCUCAGGGAGUUCAUUGACCUCCAUAACAUCUUCGGUCCUCCGAGGCAAGGUUGAGGAUGGACGUGUGUAUGCCGUGUACGGCAAGGAAGAAUAUGGAAUGCCGAUGGAUGACGUGGAAUUGGACAGGAUCGACAUGUGCCACGCCAAGUACUACGCCUUACUCGAGAAACGGCGAUUUCUUGCGCCAAUCACCGAAAACCCCCAAAAAAUCUUAGAUUUGGGCUGCGGGACGGGCAUAUGGUCGAUCGAUGUGGCGGAUAUGUAUCCCUCAGCAGAUGUGUUGGGUGUUGAUAUUGCGCCGACACAGCCAGAAUGGGUCCCACCAAACUGCCAGUUCGAGCUCGAUGACAUUGAGCAGGAGUGGGCAUGGAGGGAAAAUUCAUUCGAUUUCAUCUUCGCCCGCGAUCUCAUCCUCGCCAUUCGGGAUUGGCCCCGACUCAUAGACCAGGCUUACAGACACCUAAAACCCGGCGGCUACCUGGAAUUUCAAUGUGUAACCGGCAUCCUCGGUUGCGACGACCACACCCUCCGCGAAAACAGUCCGAUGCGCCGGUUCUCCGACGCUAUGUACGAAAGCACCUGCCUGUAUGGGACACCUAUUGACGACCCCACGCGGUGGAAGCGCUGGUUUGAGGAGCGCGGUUUUGAGGACGUCACCGAAGUCAUCCACAAGAUGCCAUUGAGUCCGUGGCCGAGGGAUCAGCGGCUGAAACUUAUCGGGGCGUUCGAAAUGGAGAACUUGCUGUUUGGCUUGAGCGGCAUGGUGACAAGGCUGUUCUCCAAAACCCUGAAGUGGACACCUGAGCAGGUCCAGGUUUUCUUGGUGGAAUUGAGGAAGGAGAUCAAAAACCGAAACGUACAUAUGUACUGGCCAUAG